Messenger RNA from Phycodurus eques (leafy seadragon), 6227 nucleotides. Its product is annotated as gastrula zinc finger protein XlCGF57.1-like. The record is from RefSeq and is a predicted model, not a curated record. Gene Ontology annotation, biological process: negative regulation of transcription by RNA polymerase II; regulation of immune system process; regulation of cytokine production. Gene Ontology annotation, molecular function: DNA-binding transcription factor activity; RNA polymerase II cis-regulatory region sequence-specific DNA binding. Lineage: Eukaryota; Metazoa; Chordata; Actinopteri; Syngnathiformes; Syngnathidae. Bases 784 to 2181 code for a protein of 465 amino acids. The transcript has 3 exons.
UGGGUAAUGCCUCUCUUUUCCCAUCUCGCUGUGCUGGAGGAGGCUCGAUCGUGUUCCAGCAAAUCUUCCCGAGUUUGUAUCGAAUGUUCUGAAUCCUCCUGAUCACGACUUCAGUGGACUAAGACAAAAUUCGUGCAAUCUUCGCGUCCGGUUGGAGGCGUCUCGUGCACGUUGAAGCUUCUCGGCCUAGCUUAGCUUAGCUUAGCUUAGCAUAGCGUAGCUUGCUAACAAAGAGACGCGUUUGUAGUCAACACUUCGCUAAGCAAAGAUCAAGCGUGAGGUAAUGGGUGAGGUCUUAUUUACACCACCGACUUGUAAGGAGUGGGGACCACAAUAUCGAAUACUAACACUGAAAUGUGGUUUAAAAAAAAAAAACUGAAACAACAACAACAACAACUCAAUUCUGUCAGCUUUGUUUUUCUGAGAUACUGAAAAAAUAUCCUGCAACGAUUAUUUUCUGAAUCGUUAUUUAUCUUAGUCUGGAUUCUGACUCCUUUUGUAGAAUAAUGUCGAUAAUGUUUCAACACAAAUUGUCUCUCACAAAGGAGCUGUCUUCUUUCUCUCAGUUAUCGCUGACAAUGCAUAACUACAUGUUCUGCUGUUUACUUUUUGUUGACAGUAAUCACAUCUCCCACUUUGCUGCUUUGCCAGUUUAACUAACGUACUGUUUAACCCACGAUGUCCAAAUCUGAAUCUUGAUAUCAUUGUUUCGCAUGUCCGAUUUGCACUUGCUUUUCUCGUCCCCCCACGUAGAGUGGAAAGUAAUGUGAUCGUCGUGUGAAAAUGUGUGCAAGAAGGACGCCGGAGUACGAGGAGGAACUUUGUGGCCCAAAAGAGGAGAAGGAGCCACGUCUUCAACUUCUGCAGCCUCCAACUGUGCUACGCAGAGCAGACAUCACUGAACAUCUUCGUCCUGAGCAGCAGGAGCCAGAGCCCCCUCACAUUAAAGAGGAAGUGGAGGAUGAAGAGGUCCACCACAUCAAAGAGGAAGAGAAGCCUAUUUUGAUUAAAAAAGAAGAGGAAGAAGCGUGCCCCCAUAUCAAAGAGGAAGAGGAUAUUACCAGGUUUCCAAUGACUGAUGUCCCUUUGAAGAGUGAAGAUGAAGGGCAAAGUGGGGAGAGCAGAGGGGCGGAGCCUCCAAACAGCAGCUCAAGUCAACACACGACAACAGAAGGUCAUCAAGAUCACUGUGGAGGAUCACAAGCAGACGGACUCUUAGCUCCACUCUCUGAUAGUGACGACAUGACGUCACACGCUACUCACACUGAUGAUGAUGGACAGUCUCAAGUUGAUAUGACAUUUCACACUGACAACAAACGGUGGAAAUGUUCUCUGUGUGGGAAAACAUUUGCUUAUAAGAGUAGUUUGAAACAUCACAUGAGAAUACACACUGGUGAGAAACCUUUUUCCUGCUCAGAUUGUGGUCAAAGAUUCUCUGAGAAGGGACACUUGACAAGACACAGAAGAACCCACACUGCUGAUAAACCUUUUUCCUGCUCAGUUUGUGGUCAAAGAUUCACUCAGAAGGGAAGCUUAAAAAUACACACAAGAACCCACACUGGUGAGAAACCUUUUUUCUGCUCAGUUUGUGGUCAAAGAUUCACUCAGAAGGGAAGCUUAAAAAUACACACAAGAACACACACUGGUGAGAAACCUUUUUCCUGCUCAGAUUGUGAUCAAAGAUUCUCUGAGAAGGGCCACUUGACAAGACACACAAGAACCCACACUGAUGAGAAACCUUUUUCCUGCUUCGAUUGUGGUCAGAGAUUCUCUGACAACGGAACAUUGACAAGACACACAAGAACCCACACGGGUGAGAAACCUUUUUCCUGCUCAGUUUGUGGUCAAAGAUUCACUCAGAAAGGAGGCUUAAAAAUACACACAAGAACACACACUGGUGAGAAACCUUUUUCCUGCUCAGACUGUGGCCAAAGAUUCUCAAAGAAUGAAGACUUAAAAAUCCACACAAGAACUCACACUGGUGAGAGACCUUUUUUCUGCUCAGUUUGUGGUCGAAGAUUCUCUGUGAAGAGAAACUUAAAAAUACACACAAGAACACACACUGGUGAGAAACCUUUUUCCUGCUCAGAUUGUGAUCAGAGAUUCUCUGACACGGGAACCUUGACAAGACACACAAGAGCCGACACUGAAACUUGGUUCUGUUCGACUGAUCAAGUCUGAUUCACAAAUAUGAGCGUUCCAUACACGAUCGGUCAUGGCCCGGGUUAACAACGUCCGCCACGGGCGCCGUCAACCUGCAGGGCACCGGUGGAAAUUCAGCUACUGUGGGUCGAAGUCGAAGAAGAAGAAGAAGACGAGGAAAGCGGGUUCUUCGGCAGAAAGAGAGGAGGAAAACAGAGCUUAGAAUUGAAUGUGGGGACUUUGAAGGUUGGGACUAUCACAGAAAAAUCUUGGGAGUUGGUUGACAUGAUGAUUAGGAGAAAGGUUACUAUAUUGUGUGUCCAGGAGAGCAGGUGGAAAGGCAGUCAAGCUAGAAGUUUAGGGGCAGGGUUGAAAUUAUUUGACCAUGGUGUAGAUGGGAAGAGAAAUGGAAGUAGGGGUUAUUUUAAGGGAAGAGUUAUCUUAGAAUGUCUCGGAGUGGAAAAAAGUAUCAGAUCGAGUGAUGAGGCUGAAACUUGAACUUGAGGGUGUUAUGUAUAAUGGGAUUAGUGGCUAUGCCCCACAGGUAGGAUGUGACCUAGAGGUGAAAGAGAAAUUCUGGAAGGAGCUAGACAAAGUAGUUCUGAGCAUCCCAGACAGAGAGAGAGUCGUGAUUGGUGCAGAUUGUAAUGGACAUGUUGGUGAAGGAAACGGGGGCGAUGAAGAAGCGAUGGGUAAGUUCAGCACCCAGGUAAGGAACCUCGAGGGACAGAUGGUAGUAGACUUUGCAAAAAGGAUGCAAAUGGCUGGAGUGAACACUUUUUUCCAGAAGAGGCACGAACAUAGCGUGACCUACAAGAGCGGAGGUAGAAGCACGCAGGUGGAUUACAUCUUGUGCAGACGAUGUACUCUGAAGGAGGUUACCGACUGUAAGGUUGUGUUAGGGGAGACUGCUGCUCGACAGCAUAGGAUGGUGGUGUGUAAGAUUACUCUGGUGGUGGGGAGGAAGAUUAGGAAGACAAAGUCAGAGCAGAGGUUAUGCGGCUUUUCGGGAAGAGGUGAGACAGGUUCUCAGUGGACAGGGGGGGCUUCCAGACUGGACCACUACAGCCAAGGUGAUCAGAGAGGCAGGCAGGAGAGUACUUGGUGUAUCAUCUGGCAGGAAAUGAGAGGAGGAGACUUGAUGGUGGAACCUCAAAGUACAAGAAAUCAUACAAGGAAAGAGGUUAGCUAAGAAGAAGUGGGACACUGAGGGGACCGAGGAGAAGCAAAAGGAAUACAUUGAGAUGCGACGUAGGGCAAAGGUAGAGGUGGCGUAGGCCAAACAAGAGGCAUAUGAUGACAUGUAUGGCAGGUUGGACACUAAAGAAGGAGAAAAGGAUCUAUACAGGCUGGCCAGACAGAGGGAUAGAGAUGGGAAGGAUGGGCAGCAGGUUAGGGUGAUUAAGGAACAGAGUUGGAAAUAUGUUGACUGGUGCCAGUAGUGUGCUAGAUAGAUGGAAAGAAUACUUUGAGGCGUUUAUGAAUGAGAGAGAAGGGAGAGUAGAAGAGGCAAGUGUGGUGGACCAGGAAGCGGCAAUGAUUAGUAAGGGGGAAGUUAGAAAGGCAUUAAAGAGGAUGAAAAAUGGAAAGGCAGUUGGUCCUGAUGACAUUCCUGUGGAGGUAUGGAAGCAUCUAAGAGAGGUGGCUGUGGAGUUUUUGACCAGCUUGUUCAAUAGAAUUCUAGCGCGUGAGAAGAUGCCUGAGGAAUGGAGGAAGUGUGCUGGUGCCCAUUUUUAAGAACAUGGGUCAUGUGCAGAGCUGUGGGAACUAUAGAGGAAUAAAGUUGAUGAGCCACACAAUGAAGUUAUGGGAAAGAGUAGUGGGGGCUAGACUCAACAAUAUGGUUUCAUGCCUAGAAAGAGUAGCACAGAUGCAUUAUUUGCCCUGAGGGUGUUGAUGGAGAAGUACAGUGAAGGUCAGGAGCUACAUUGUGUCUUUGUAGAUCUAGAGAAAGCCUAUGACAGAGUACCCAGAGAGGAACUGUGGUACUGCAUGCGGAAGUCUGGAGUGGCAGAGAAGUAUGUUAGAAUAAUACAGGACAUGUACGAGGGCAGCAGAACAGCGGUGAGGUGUGCUGUAGGUGUGACAGAGGAAUUUAAGGUGAAGGUGGGACUGCAUCAGGGAUCAGCCCUAAGCCCCUACAUUUUUGCAGUGGUGACGGAUAGGCUGACAGAUGAGGUUAGACUGGAAUCCCCGUGGAGUAUGAUCACAUUGUGAUCUGCAGUGAAAGCAGGGAGCAGGUGGAACAACAGUUAGAAAGAUGGAGGCAUGCACUGGAAAGGAGAGGACUGAAGAUUAGCCGAAGUAAGAGAUGGUUUGGACACGUCCAGAGGAGAAAUAGUGAGUAUAUUGGUAGAAGGAUGAUGAGAAUGGAUGCUGCCAGGCAAGAGAGCAAGAGGAAGACCGAAGAGAAGGUUGAUGGAUGUCGUGAGGGAAGACAUGAGGGUAGUUGGUGUUUGAGAGGAGGAUGCAGGAGAUAGGCUUACAUGGAAAAGGAGGACGCGCUGUGGCGACCCCUAAAAGGACAAGCCGAAAGGAAAAGAAGAAGAAGAAGAGAAUAUAUGUGCAUGAAUGAGAGGGGUGGUGGGGGAAGAGUGAUGCUGCAGGGGGAAGCGAUAGCAAGGGUGGAGGACUUGAAAUACUUGGGGUCAACCGUCCAGAGCAAUGGGGAGUGGGGUCAGGAAGUGAAGAAACCGGUCCAAGCAGGUCGGAACGGGUGGAGGAAGGUGUCAGGUGUGUUAUGUGACAGAAGAGUCUCUGCGAGGAUGAAGGGCAAAGUUUAUAAGACCGUGGCGAGGCCGGCCACGAUGGACGGAUUAGAGACGGCGGCACUGAAGAGACAACAGGAAGCAGAGCUGGAGGUGGCGGAAAUGAAGAUGUUCAGGUUCGCUCUCUGAGUGACCAGGUUGGAUAAAAUUAAAAAAGAGCUCAUCAGAGGGACGGCCGAGGUUCGAUGUUUUGGAGACAAAGUUAGAGUGAGCAGACUUCGAUGGUUUGGACACGUCCAGAGGAGAAAUGGUGAGUAUAUUGGUAGAAGGAUGAUGAGGAUGGAGCUGCCUGGCAAGAGAGCGAGAGGAAGACCGAAGAGAAGGUUGAUGGAUGUCGUGAGGGAAGACCUGAGGGCAGUCGUGAGUAUUGAUCAAAAUAAUCAAGUGAAGUUGAACAACAUAAAGGCUGUUUAUGCCUUUUUGAAUUAAUGGCUUACAGUUUUUAUUUACAAGAAAUGCUGAGUUUCAACUGAAACUUAUUUAUAUUUGUGUUUAUUUUACGUUGUGUUUGAAUUUGCCUCACUGAAACUAUUUAGAGACAAGAAAAUACAGUUUGCUGCUCAAAAACAAAAAACAAUUGGUUGUCAAUUAUUACGUGAAAUGGCUUAUUUUUUUCCCUGUGCAUUCGAAAACUAUUUUAAAAAUAACAUUUAUUUGAAUUGAAAAUAUUAAAAUCUAAUUUAUUUAAAUACUGGUUAAAAAUGUUUGUAGGAUGCGCGAAUACUCAAAUAUCCCAUCGCUCCAGCCCUAGCAAUAGUAUAUUGUAUGUAAUGUCACACAGUGACUGUAAAUAAACACAGGAAUAUUAUUAACAUGAAAAUGUAUUUCCUAAACAAGUGAGCGAGAAAUGAACCAACCUGCUCUGCGUAACACAAUUCGAGGCUGCAGCUUGAACACAGCGUCCAGUAGUUGUCGUCGUGGCUCCUUCUCCUCUUUUGGGCCAGGCACUUCUCCCUCGUACUCUGCUGUUGUUCUUGAGCACAUUUUCACAUGCCGAUCACAACACUUGCCGCUCUGGGUUGGAGGGAUGACAAAAGCAGCAAGUCCAUAUCAGGCAUGUGAAACAAUGACAUCAAGAUUCAUAUUUGGACAUUGUGGGUUAAACAGUACGUGAGUUAAAUUGGAAAAGCACCAAAGUCAACAAGAGGAAACAGUAACAUGUACGUAUGCAUUGUAAGAGAUAUGACACAGAUAGAAGACAGCUAAUUUGUGACCUCAGGAGAGAAAAUGUGUUUAAACAUUGUAGACAUUCUACAGCCGGCCCGACUGGUUAUCACAUCCGCCUCGCAGUUCUGGGGUCCGGGGUUCAAAUCCCGG